Messenger RNA from Olea europaea var. sylvestris, 858 nucleotides. RefSeq names its product potassium channel KAT3-like. Gene Ontology annotation, molecular function: voltage-gated potassium channel activity. Lineage: Eukaryota; Viridiplantae; Streptophyta; Magnoliopsida; Lamiales; Oleaceae. The record is from RefSeq and is a predicted model, not a curated record. Gene Ontology annotation, biological process: transmembrane transport; potassium ion transport. The annotation marks the transcript as partial. Gene Ontology annotation, cellular component: membrane. The transcript has 6 exons.
CACCUUUUAUCCAUCAGGCUAGAGAAAGACACCCGAUUCAGCUACUUCUGGACAAGAUACUGUAAACUAAUAUGUGUGACGUUAUUUGCUGUACACACGGCAGGCUGCUUCUACUUCUGGCUCGCGACACAUUAUAGUCAAACAGAUGAUACGUGGAUUGGGUCCCAAGUUCCUGAUUUUGAAGACAGAAGUGUCUGGCUAGGAUAUACCUAUUCCAUGUAUUGGUCAAUUGUUACCCUCACAACAACUGGCUACGGAGAUUUGCAUGCACAAAACACGGGGGAGAAGAUUUUCUCCAUAUUCUACAUGCUUUUCAACAUCGGCCUCACUGCCUACUUGAUUGGGAACAUGACCAAUCUUAUCGUCCACAGUUCUGUCCGAACAUUUGCCAUGAGGGACGCCAUUCAUGAGAUCUUGCGAUAUGCAAGCAAGAAUCGCCUUCCGGAAGGCUUAAAGGAGCAAAUGCUAGCACAUGUGACUCUUAAGUUCAAAACAGCAGAACUUCAGCAAGAAGAAGUUUUACAAGAUUUGCCAAAGGCAAUCAGAUCUGGGAUCGCUCAGCAUCUUUUCCGCAAAACGGUAGAAAAUGCAUACCUUUUCAAAGGAGUAUCUGAAGACUUUAUUGUCCAGCUGGUUCCAGAGAUGAGAGCAGAAUAUUACCCCCCCAAAAUGGAUAUUAUCAUACAAAAUGAAAUACCAACGGAUUUCUACAUUAUAGUAUCUGGAGCAGUGGAUGUAAUAACACACAAAAACGGAACGGAUCAGUUCCUGUCAAAAUUAAUGUCCCCAGAUAUGCUUGGAGAAAUUGGUGUGAUCUUCAAUAUCCCUCAACCUUUCACAGUAAGAACAAAGAGGCUU